Symbiodinium pilosum is the source of this 474-nucleotide messenger RNA. The record is from the annotation of a GenBank genome assembly. Lineage: Eukaryota; Dinophyceae; Suessiales; Symbiodiniaceae.
AUGUGCUCUGCCUUCACCUGCAGCCCUGCCACCAAGUGGUCUCCAAAGAACAAGACGGCCCGAGAGUCCACCCAGGGCAGCACCAACGAGGAGUGUUGCGAGCCUCUGUACUGUGAGGCCUACACCUGCAGCGGCGACUCCGAUGGCGAUGGCGAAAGCACGAAAUACUACAAGUUGAAGGACACGAACCACUUCAAGUACCAGGGCAGUACGGAUGAGGAGUGCUGCGUGCCUAAGCCCUGCUCCGCGUACGAGACGAAGUUCCCCACAAAGUUCAAGCGAAAAGCUGACAACGACGCCCUUGGCAGCACCGACGCCGAGUGCUACGAGCCUCUCAUGUGCAAGGACCACUGCUGCGAAGAUAAGACCAAGGUUCGACGACCUGAUGCCGCAGCUAUCCAAGGCAGCACUGACGCAGAGUGCUGCAUUGCCAAGGCAAAAGGACCUGCCAAGGCAAAGCGAAGGCAGCAAUGA